This is a messenger RNA of Symbiodinium natans, 1665 nucleotides long. Lineage: Eukaryota; Dinophyceae; Suessiales; Symbiodiniaceae. The record is from the annotation of a GenBank genome assembly.
AUGGCGGUAUCCAUCUCCGUUGGUUUGUUGAGCGGCGAGAAAGUUGCUGUUUUAUUGACAGAGGGUUCCUCGGUUGAUGAGUUGCGGAAGCAGGCGCAGCGCUCCUUGAGGGUCAGCAUUGCCCAGCUCAUCACUGCAUCGGGAGAAGUGCUGCAAAGACCUGCGACGCUCCAAGAAGCCUGCAUCAAAGACGGGGAUUCACUCACGGCUGUUGUGGGGCAGCCGGCCGUGGCAGCCGCGCUCAAUGCCUUUGCUGCCAUUCGGGCAGACGGCUCGGUAGUGGCAUGGGGUGGCCCCCCAAUCGACGAAGACGAAAGUGGGGACCCUGGGAAUUGUACCGCUGUUCAAAGUCAGCUGCAAAGAGUCACUCAUAUUCAGGCCGCCUACUGUGCUUUUGCUGCCCUCCGGGAGGAUGGGUCCGUUGUGACGUGGGGAGAUGACGUGGCCGGCGGGGACAGCUCCAGUGUGCAGGACCAGCUGUACGAUGUUUGCAGUCUUCAGUCUUCAAUGCAUGCGUUUGCUGCACUCAAGAAGGAUGGAUCAGUGGUCACCUGGGGCUUGGGGUUAGCAGGCGACAGCACCAGCGUCCGUGGUCAGCUGCAUGACGUGCGAGCAAUCCAGUCUGAUGAGAACCAUUUCGCUGCUCUCCGAGCGGACGGAGUUGUUGUGUAUUGGGGCGACUACGCGAACAAGGUGGGCUUCGAAGUGCUUGAUUUGCUCCGCGACGUCCUGUGGAUUCAGGGCUCGUUGGACGGUUUUGCUGCUGUCAAGGCCAAAGGGAAGCUGGUCUUCUUCGGUGUAGCCGAUCCAGACUUUGGGGAUAUCUUCCCACGUGGCGAAAAGCCCGGCGACACGCUUUCUAGCGUCCACGAAACAGGUCUUCCAGACGUCUGCCAUUUGCAGUUUUGUCGGACGUGCUGGGCUGCAGCAUCCCAGGACGGCAAGCUUGCGACUUUUGGGCCAGUUAACUCAACGUUGUCUUCGCUCGUGGCAUGCCCCGCGCCGCAUACAAUUGGAGAUGUUGUGGGUAUUCAGAGUUAUGCCCGGUAUGAUUUAGCUGCCUUUGCAGCGAUUCGCAGGGAUGGAUCCGUUGUAACGUGGGGGGAUGGUCUCGCGGGCGGCGACAGCAGUGCAGUUCAGAAUGAGCUCAAGAACGUUGUUCAAGUUCAGGCGGCAGGGUCAGCCUUUGCAGCUCUGCGGACUGAUGGUUCUGUGGUCACUUGGGGACGUUCUGACGCAGGCGACAGUCGCAGGGUGCAAGCGCAGCUGAAGAACAUCACAAGCAUACAGACAAAUGGCGCUGCCUUUGCUGCUCUUCGAGCUGACGGAUCUGUGAUCACUUGGGGUUCUAGGGUAGAAGGGGGUGACAGCAGCCUGGCGCAGGGGCUGCUUCAGGAUGUUACGUGCAUUCAAGCCAGCAACGCUGCUUUUGCUGCUAUUCGGGUCGACGGAUCAAUCGUCACUUGGGGACGAGCGUGUGCUGGUGCCUGCAGCAAACGGGUUCGGGAAGAACUCGGCAGGACAGAAGCAGACCUGGAGGUGGAAAUCUGGGCAGAGGCCCAGGUAGAAGCCCGACGUGAGGCCAAGCUAGCGCAAAGAACCAAAGCUGGGGCCAAGCCCUGCUUCGGGUUGAGGGUGGCCAAGCGUCGGAAGAGGGGCGGCUGA